AUGGACACGCCCGACUACGGUGGUGCCUGGGGCGACUCGACCCGCACCAACUCGCGCCCAGCUUCUCAGAGAUCAGGCAAAUCGUCACGCACAGCACGCUCGCAUACCUCAGAGAGGAACCCAGAUGAGGUUUCGCCGCUAUUAGCAAGACCACAGGGUGAUGAACAUGAAGAGGGUGGAGAUGAUGAGGAGCACGCAACCGCCACCACGUCGCUGCUUCGAUCGCUCAGCAGCGGCUCGUCAAGUGGGAAGAAGGACGAUGAUAAGAGGCCGUUCUGGAAGAAGAGAUGGCCUAGCAUUGUAGCGCUCGUUAUAUUGGUCAUCGCGGUGGUGUUCAUAAUGCUUGGAUUCCUGGCGACCGAAGGCAUAGAGGAGUAUGCUAUGCAGGCCGCUGACUUCAAGCCCACAAAGCUAUCCCUAGACUCGUUGACGGACACCGGUGUGCGGGUGCAGGUAGAAGGAUACUUCAGCAUGGAUGCUUCGAAGGUGGAGAAGCAGAGCGUGCGUAAUCUCGGUCGCUUUGGCACUUGGAUCGCAAGAGAGGUCGAGACGGGGCCGACCGAAGUCUACGUCCACCUGCCCGAUUAUGACAUGGUCCGUGUAGGCACAGCCAAAGUCCCUGGUAUCAAGGUGAACAUUCGCAAUGGCCAUACCACACACGUCUCGUUCUUCGCCCACCUCGAGCCGGGCAGGUUCGAUAAACUCCGCAACGUUGCCAAUGAUUGGAUGGACGGUCGAUUGGGUCAGAUUCGCCUGAAGGGCAAGGCCGACGUGCCCCUGAGGUCUGGUCUCAUACGACUUGGUUCGCAAACCAUCGUAGAAUCCUUUACAUUUCAAGGAGACAAGCUUCCUGGAGUCCCUCGGUACAAUAUCACAAGGCUCAAUCUUCGAGAACAACGAGAAGGACGGAAAGGAAUGGGUGCAGAUGUUUCCAUCAUGGUGACCAACGACUUCCCUGUCCAGCUCACCAUUCCUUCUGUUGCUGUUGAUGUGCUCGUUGACGGUUGUCUGGAGUCCGACAAGCACAUCAUGGUUGGCACUGCCGAAACUGCGCAGCUACAAGUAGAACCGAAGCGUGACGUCGAAGUUAACGUUACUGGGCGUGUGGACACGCUGCCAGAGGCUCUGACCGAGACAUGUCCUGGUUCUUCUAAAUCACCACUCGACGCGCUCCUUGGAGACUAUAUGCAUGGUCAAGACGCCAAACUUUACGUGCAAUGCUGCAACUUCCCCGAUCCGGAGACUCCCGCCUGGGCGCACAAUCUUCUCAAGGAUAUUACCGUCCCUAUUCCUCUGCCUGGCCACGAGAUGGGAAAACUCAUUAGGAAUUUCUCCCUGGCCGACGUUCACUUCGACCUUCCAGACCCCUUCGCCGAGCCAGGCACUCCGGAUGCUGCCCCUAAGAUAUCCGCUGUGGUCAAGGUUGACAUCAACAUCCCCAACGAGAUGAACUUCCCCUUGAACGUGGACCGCGUCAAGGCUGACGCAGAUAUAUUCUACCAUGGAAAACUGCUUGGAACUCUUGAUCUCAAGAAAUGGCAAGAUGCCAACUCCACCCGGAUCGAUGCACACGGAAGCGACGGUCCUUCCCUACUAGUACAAUCUGAUGUCCAGAAAGCUCCGAUCAACAUCAAGGAUGAUGACCUGUUGAGCGAAGUCGUCCAAGCACUUAUUCUCGGGAGAAAGGGCGUUACAAUGAAAGUCAAGGCCGCGGUCAGCGUCAAGGUGGAUACCCCCAUGGGCGGAUUUGCAGUGCGGGAGAUACCCGCGGAAGGUGUCGUCCCGGUCAAACCAAUUGGAAGCGGAAAUGGCAACGGCAGUGGAGGAGCUCACAAUAUCAGCUCACUUGCGCCUAAGAUCGGAAAUCUUUCGAUUGUUGACACCUCGCGGACUUCUAUCACUCUCCAAGCAAGCGUUAAUAUCACUAACCCGACUAAUUACUCGGCCACCGUGCCAUACCUCAACAUCAAUAUCCUCGUCAACAAGACGGUCGUAGGACAAGCCGUAGCAAAAGACGUCUACGUAUAUCCUGGCAACAACACGAACCUCCUCGUAACCGCCGUGUGGGACCCCUACACGCACAGCGGCGCAAAAGGAAAAAAAAUCGGGAGACAGCUCCUCUCGCAGUACAUCUCCGGUUGCAACGUCUCCCUCACCCUCCAGGCCCACAACGGUACCAUCCCAACCCAGCCUGCCCUCGGCGCCAUCCUCUCCCGAUUUCCCAUCAUCCUUCCCGCCCCCCACCUCUCCACACCAAAGGACCCCGGAGAAUUACCUCCCGACGAAGGCGAUCCCCCCGACGACGGCAAAACUCACUUCAUCCGCUCCGCAACCAUGCACCUCCUCACCUCGACUGCUCUCUUCACCCUCGCGUCACCCUUCUCCAGCACUACAAUGUACAUCACCACCCUCAAUGCAACCGCGUUCUACGACGGACAGCCCAGUGGGAAGAUACUAUACGAGCUGCCGUUUGCGGUGCCGCCGGGGCUGAGCGAGACGCCCCGCUUGCCGGUGGACUGGAGCAUUGGGAGCGUGGGAUAUGAUGCUAUUCGGAAGGCGUUGGGGGGCACGUUGAGGUUGAGUGCGUUUGCAGAGGUGGGGAUAAGGAUCGGGGCUUGGAGGGAGCAAGUGUGGUAUAGAGGGGGCAGUAUUGGAGCGAGUGUGAGACUAUGA
Didymosphaeria variabile is the source of this 2673-nucleotide messenger RNA. RefSeq lists its product as uncharacterized. Bases 1 to 2673 code for a protein of 890 amino acids. The transcript is spliced from 4 exons. The record is from RefSeq and is a predicted model, not a curated record. Lineage: Eukaryota; Fungi; Ascomycota; Dothideomycetes; Pleosporales; Didymosphaeriaceae. Gene Ontology annotation, cellular component: fungal-type vacuole membrane.